This is a messenger RNA of Aricia agestis (brown argus), 1432 nucleotides long. RefSeq lists its product as uncharacterized. The transcript has a single exon. The record is from RefSeq and is a predicted model, not a curated record. The coding region runs from base 99 to 791 and encodes 230 amino acids. Lineage: Eukaryota; Metazoa; Arthropoda; Insecta; Lepidoptera; Lycaenidae.
CAUUUAUUUCCUAUUUCUAGUUUUUAUUUAUUUAAAAAUCUUGUUUUAUGAUGUGAUUUCUAUAUGUUUGAUUAGUUUUUUGUGUUAUUUUAACAACAAUGGAAAAUUUGUAUACCCUCUUACAUACGUUGCUCCUCGCGUGCUUGGCUUUUGAAGGUUUUGCUGCUUCCAUCAACAGUACUCUAAUUCACGCACACAUGAAAAGUAAAAGUCCAAUAACCGUAGCUAGUGAAGGUGGUUCGAUUAUUUCAAACAAUUCGAAGGCACAAUUAAAUGACUACCUUACUAAUUUAAUAGAUCUAGACAAUGGCUUAGACAAGAGUAACAAAAGUUCUAUAGUUCCAAGAAAAAAAGUUGAUUUUAUGGAAGAUGUGACGGAUUUAUCGACAAACAACUCAACUAACGGAAGCUUAAUUAAAGUGUUGACUAAUGCUACCCAAGUUGCAAACACAACACAAUAUCUUAAGAACAAUGGUACAGUAGUAAAAAAGGAUGGUGUUAUAAAUAUUCCUAAGACAGUACACAAACCCUUGGUGUUGUCAUAUGAAGCGUUAGCACAAACUGAUGAAAAAAAUAAUGUCUUUAUAAGUGAGAAUGAGCUAAGUAUAAAAGUUCAAAAAUUGAGUUCAAACAGUCAUCCCGGAAUGGUGAUGCCUAUUGUGAUUACUAUAUUGGUUGUUCCCAUGUUUGCUGUGGUGGGUUAUAUGGCUUUAAAGAGAGGGCGAGAAGCUUGGAAAAAUAGACACUACAAGAGGAUGGACUUCCUUUUAGAUGGCAUGUAUAAUGAGUAAAAUAAAAAAAAAGAAGAGAAAAAAAAGCAAUAUCAGCAAGAUGGAACUAAAUAUAUUAUAUUUAACAUAUAUUUUUGAUAAUCUCUAUGUUUUGUUAAAAGUAUUACAAUUGUUAUUGGGUAAUUUAUUAACAAGUCCAAUAUAUUUCAUAAUGUAAUAGAAAAAUAUUUUGCUAAUUGGUUUAAAGAGUUAGCUCAAAAAUAAUAUUUUAAAAAAUGGCUGAAAGUUUGUUAUGCCGCAACCGCACAUGUGUCUAUUGUAUGAAGCUUCAUGCUAUGAGAUGAUACCAUUACAUUGGAUGAUACACGCAGAUCGUCCAAUGGUAUCAUUUUAAGCAGGAAGCACUACGCAGGUGUGGCCCGUGCAUAAGAGUUGAUAAUUUCUGUAUCUUAAAAAAAGUAAUAACCAUAGGUUAUUCUUGUUUAUUGUGGUGUUAUAAAAAUGAAAUUAUCAUCUUUUUUAUCUACGAAAAUGUUGGGCUUCAGAAUGUUUUAAAUUAUUAUUAUUAAAUAAGAUAUAACAUUAUAUUUUAUACAAUGGUCAAUGAUCCAAAUUAUUGUAAGGUGAAUUUGUCUUCCACAUGAUAUUAAUUAUAUUAAUAAGAUGUGAUAUUUCCGAAGAUGACUUUUGUCACCCAUAUU